AUGGCAGACGCUGAUCUCAAACACGAAGUCACACGUCUCGACUCCGUUCAUGACGUGAAGCAUGGCGGAGCUACCGCCGAAGCCGUCGAGGCUAUUCGUGCCGAACAUGAGCUCACCUUCACCGAGGCCUUGAAGCUUUAUCCCAAGGCCAUUGCUUGGUCAGGCUUCGUGUCCAUCGGUGUCAUCAUGCUGGCCUUUGAUCCUCAGCUGAUCGGCAACCUCUACUCGACCCCUCAGUUUGCUCGCGACUUUGGGCACUUGUACAAGGGUGAUUGGGUAAUUCAAGCAUCAUGGCAAACCGCGCUCUCGAUGGGAAACCCCAUUGGUCAGGUCGUUGGUGCCCUCUUCGCCGCUUACCCCAUGGACUACUUUGGUCGGAAACUCACCUUUGCCGUCUGCGUCGUUCUCACUGCGGGCAUCGUCUUCAUUCAGUUCUUCUCCAAGACACUCGGCGUUCUUCUCGCAGGAGAGCUGUUAGCCGGUCUUGUGCUAGGCAUGUUCGUUGUCAUUGCCCCGGCUUACGCCUCCGAAGUCUGUCCCACUGCACUUCGCGGCCACCUCACCUCCUUUGUCAACCUCUGCUUCGUCAUCGGCCAACUCCUAGGCAACGGCGUCACGGCUGGUACCUCGAAGCUGAACAACCACUGGGCCUACAAGAUCCCCUUUCUUCUUCAGUGGUUCUGGAUCAUCGUCAUCCUCCCCGGAAUGGCCUUUAUCCCCGAGAGCCCCUGGUGGUUGGUCCGCAAGAACCGUUUGGAGGACGCUGAAAAGUCGCUGCGAAGACUGGCAUCGCCCAAGGUCAACGUUCAGGCUACCCUGGCCUUCAUCAUGGAAACCGAUCGUCUGGAGCAGGAGCUUGAGGCUGGCAGCACGUACUGGGAUUGCUUUAAGGGCGAUAACUGGCGCCGCACUGAAAUAUCAAUGGGCGUUUACUGCACUCAGGUCCUCAGCGGCAUCUAUCUCAUCAAUUAUGGCACCUUUUUCUUUCAGCAAGCCGGCCUCCCCACCGAUCGCGCUUUUGAUAUGUCUGUUGGCUUUCUGGCUGUCGGUUUCGUCGGAACUCUGGUUUCCUGGGCCCUCUUGAUCCGAGUUGGUCGUCGAACGCUAUUCGUGUCGGGUCUGGCCUGGCUGGUCAUCCUCCAGUUCGUCAUCGGUAUCCUCGAUUGCAUUCCCGGUCGACCCUCCGGCGCCAUCUGGGCAGAGUCGUCGUUGAUGCUCAUUUGGAACUUCUUCUACGACAUCUCCAUUGGCCCCGUCUGCUUCGUUCUCCUUGGCGAAUGUUCCGCUACCCGUGUCCGUUCCAAGACCAUUGCCGCCGCCACUGCUGCUCAGGGCAUCCUCGGCAUCGUUAUGACGGUUGCCAUUCCCUACAUGAUCAACCCGGAGCAGGCCAACUUGCAAGGCAAACUGGGCUUCUUCUUUGGCGGCCUCGCCCUCAUCUGUCUCAUCUGGUCCUAUUUCCGCGUGCCUGAGACAAUGGGUCGCACAUUCGAGGAACUGGAUCUCCUGUUCGACAAAAAGGUACCCGCAAGACAGUUCAAGGGCUACAAGCUCGAGGGCGCGGUGUCUACGGGGGCUGCAUGA
Messenger RNA from Trichoderma reesei QM6a, 1584 nucleotides. RefSeq lists its product as uncharacterized. The record is from RefSeq and is a predicted model, not a curated record. Gene Ontology annotation, cellular component: membrane. Bases 1 to 1584 code for a protein of 527 amino acids. Lineage: Eukaryota; Fungi; Ascomycota; Sordariomycetes; Hypocreales; Hypocreaceae. The transcript has 3 exons. Gene Ontology annotation, molecular function: carbohydrate:proton symporter activity. Gene Ontology annotation, biological process: carbohydrate transport; transmembrane transport.